Molecule: messenger RNA, 2976 nt
Organism: Xiphias gladius (swordfish)
Lineage: Eukaryota; Metazoa; Chordata; Actinopteri; Istiophoriformes; Xiphiidae
Gene: ntaq1
Product: WDYHV motif containing 1
Exons: 6
Coding region: 75-677 (200 amino acids)
Cellular component (GO): cytosol; nucleus
Molecular function (GO): protein-N-terminal glutamine amidohydrolase activity; protein-N-terminal asparagine amidohydrolase activity
Source: RefSeq, a predicted model, not a curated record
AAGCUCACCGUCCCUACGAGGCGCGACGUCAUAGAUUUGGUUUCGGCGGAGCGUUUUCAGUGUAACACCUCAACAUGAACGGGGAAGGCAGAAUCACACCGGCCCGCGAAAACUGCGUCUAUACCAGCUGCUACUGUGAAGAAAAUGUUUGGAAACUCUGUGAGUUCGUCAGAAAGGAGAGAACCACACCUCUGGAACAACUGUUUGUGAUUUUCAUCUCUAAUGAGAACAGAAUGGUUCCUCUAUGGAAACAGAAGUCUGGACAUGGAGACCAGCCGGUUAUCUGGGACUACCACGUGAUCCUGCUGCAGGUGGGUCUUCAGUCAGACUCUCUGGUUUAUGAUCUGGACUCUGAGCUUUCGUUUCCCUGCAGCCUGAAACUCUACGCGGCCCAGGCUCUCCGCUCAGACUGCAACAUCAGGCCUGACAAACACCACAGGAAGUUGCGAGUUAUACCUGCUGACAGCUUCCUGUUGAACUUUGCGUCUGAUCGAUCUCACAUGAAGACUUCUGAUGGAUCCUGGAGGAUGCCCCCCCCACCAUACCCCCCCAUACACACCGCAGAGAGUCACAUGAACCUGGAUGACUUCAUCAGUAUGGACCCUGCUGUGGGCUGGGGGACAGUCUUCAGUCUGGACAACUUCCUGAAGAGCUAUGUAGGAAACUCUUCAUCAUGAUUAGCUUCAUCGUCGUCAUGAUGGCAGCUCUCUCCGACAUCAGGCAGCAGCAAGGUAGCUUAGCUUAGUAAAGUUAUUUUAUUUUAGCUUAUCUUAGUUUAUCCUAGCUUAGUUAGCUAGCUUGAGCCUGUCGAGCCAAUGGAAAAUAAAAGAAUAAAUAAAUACGGACUCGGUCAACCAACAAACUGAACCCGUCUAGUGAAACCAGAGCUGAUAGUUUAACUGUUGUACCUGAAACACAGUUUGCAGUUCUGAGGAUUUCGGCCUCAUAAUUAUUCAUAAAAGUAGAAGUUCUUCAGACUCCAGUUUUUUUGAUAGUUCAUUUAAGUCACCAGUUGCCCAAAAUCCAUAAAUGCAGGUUAUUCCAUGACCAUCACUGGAUCCUCCUGUAAAAUCCCUGAUGUAGAAUUAACACAGUCUGAGGAUUAGUUUUAUCACCCUUCGGUUUCAAUCAACUCAGCUUCACAAUAAAUACAAAAACAAAUGCUACUGCGGAGAUUUUAACAAGUGGUAGACAACUCUCUUUCCAUUGAUAUGAAAAAGUAGACUUCCCUGUACUAGUGGAGUGCCCGUUCAGAAUGUGCCCGUCAGUAGAGGCUGACUGCCGGGCUUGCGAUAUUCGAGCUUGCAGCUUUCUUGAGAGCAUCAUCCAAACAACUUCACGCUCAACACAGCACUUCCUGGGGUCCUGAGCAAUGCACCUCCCGUGACAUAGUUGCGUCCUGUAGCAGUGCUAGAAAUAAACUUGUCAUUUCAGGAGUUGGGUGCUCCGCUCCGCUCCAAUAGCAUCUGGGUGAUGGUGUAGAAAGUGCCAUUGCAGUUGAAUUCCACCUUUCUUAAAAUCCUCACGUGUGUGCGCUGUAGAUCGUCCAGGUGCUGCACAGCCCACGUGGUGUAGUUCCACCCUAUUCUUCACAUCAAGUAACAUGUAGAAAAGCAAUGUUUGAAGCUACCUCGAGAACCACUCAUCCCAAAAACCUUAGUCGACACUGCACUUCCUUGGGUCCACAGCUACACACCUGCCAAGUUUGAAGUCGAUGGAAUGAGAGGUUGAUGAGAAAAUCGAAACACAGAGAGACAGAGACAGAGAUUCCUUCAUUUAGAGUUAGUUCUGACUUGAGGGGAAAGUUUAAAAAUGUUUUUUGUCCACAAAAUGUACUUUUGGACAUUAUUAAAAAAUAAGUCAUGAAAACCACUUCGAAGAAGUCUGAAAGGGUUUUGGUCAGAGCUUCACUUUAAAUCAGUUUGUUCUGAAACGUACAGUCGGGACAUGUGCUGAGAAGUUUCAGCUGUAACUCGGUACAGCUCGAUGUGAGCUGAUGUAAUCAACAGACUGAAAACACCUGAGAGCUGCAGAUGCUCGCUGAACAAACUGAAAGGUUGUAUUCUGUAUUUUCAGACUGUUUCUGUGUCCAGUUUAACGCCUGAUGGUCUAUGCGGUUAAACUCCAAAUUCACUUUUCACGUCUGUUAAUCUUUAUCAGAGGUUUGUAUCAGGAGGUGAGAUCAACUUUAGUCUUCAUUGUCUUCACUGAGGUCAGUGAUCCUGAUCCUACCCGGUAUCAUGAAGCCGGUUAAGAAGUGCUUCGGUUAACUCUGGUUUAUUAAUCCAACUACAAGACGGGCAGAGCUGUUAAUUACAAACAACAUCAGAACCACAAAGAACCUAAUGUUAAAUGAAACAGUGAAACCUCCAGAAAAAUUAGGUUACAGCGAAGCAAAAAGUUUUAUUCAGCCAAGUGAAAUGUAAAGAAAUUGAUCACUGAAGCAGAAGAAAUAAGAAGCUGCAGAUACAUGUAAUACUUUAUUUGUUAAUGUAAGGGUAUAAAUAAUUAUACGUCUCUAUUAGAGAGUGAGUAUUUCUGUCUGGUGAUGAAAUGAAAUGUUGCAUUUAAAAUCCUGGUAAAUAUUGAACAGUGUGGAUUAUUUUUCGUCAUCUUCUGAACAGCGGUGACAGAAUAAGAGAAAAAGCAUUGACACUGUCAGAAAUCAAUGAAACUUUGUGCAAUUAAACUUUCUUCUCUUUGUUUGAAAACCAGUGACACGUGGAACAGCAAAAUGUUUUCUACUGAUGUAUAAAAAUAUAUACUGCUCUUUAUUAUUUGUCACUCUAUUGAAAACUCCCUGUCAGGAUCCUGUAGAAAUGAUGAGUCUGUUUUUCCAGUGAUGUGACUGCUCAGUAGUCAGGCUGUUGACAGAUUUUGUUCUGAUCCUCUGAAGUUUUCCAAGUGAUUUUACUGUUGGCAUCGUUGUCGUUGAGACACUUUCCGUUUUCAGUGCUAUGAUAAAGGUAGGGUAAA